GCAAUCUUCGCCGAGUUAGAAUUGACGCCGGUUGUUUGCGUCCCGUUCCGACCUUUUUCCACUCUCGAGGAAGCCGCGCUUUUCGAAUUCGCGCGCCGCCGUCGCUGCGGCGAACACUUCCGGCGCUCACCUGAAAUUUUCCUAAACGAUAAUCAAAUUCGAAAACACGUCGCGAUAAAUCAGGAAAAAUUACACGCGAUAAUCGAUUACACAAUUCUGCGCACAGUGUAUUACAGGCAAAGUUUUUACGUACUCGGUUAAUAUUGUGCUCGUUGUUGGUGCGCAGCGGUUCGCAUUAUUAUUAUUUUAUUAUCAUCGUCAUCAUUAUCAUUAUUAUUAUUAUACCUUGGCAGUAAUUCGUGUCGAAGGGAAAAGUUUUGGGAACAGGGAUUUUUUGAAGUGAAUAUUUAGUGCUUCGCGGGACGAGAAUUGUCCUCUAGCUUCUGUUCUCCGUCCAAAUAUUAACAACGGCUGAAAAAAGGAUCGAGGAUUUUCUGGCUGUGCCAGCUGCCAUGACUCGCCGGAUAUCUUAUAUCCAGACUGGCGAAAGACGCGGACGCGAAGAUCGAAACUGAGCUGCAGGAUUGCGGACAUCUUUUUAAACUUCGAGGAAACUAGAAGAGCACCGAAGGAAAACGAAUUGUGCAAAUGAAACGUAAACUGGCUCAGAGAAUUAAAUCUCUACGUUUCGCGAAGCGUAUGCGAAGAUUCCAUUUCCGGAGGCUGCAGCUAAUCAUCCGGUCCAAAUCUCUGCCCAAGGAUCAUCGACAGGUCUUCAUACAUUCCCGAAUUCAUCACGUGCUCCGUACGAGACGUGAAAACGGCGCAAGUCUGUUAAAACAGAGCAACGAGCCGGAGUUGUGCGAUCAUUUUUAUUCCACAUGAUCUGAAUAAUGGUGCGAAUGUAUUGCAAUUGAUAAUUGUUAAACAAUCAGUCAGUAGAAGAAGAAUUUUGCUGCCUCCGAGUUGUCGACUGGAUUAAAAAUCGUGGGAAUUAUCGGUCUGCAUUUUAUUUCUUUAAUCCUACGUCGUCAGGGUGAAAAGUUUCAAGUGUUUAACGCCGAAGAUGAAAAUUGAAAUUUCGAGUGUAUCAUUUUUGUACGAAUAAACACGCCGCUAGAAAGUGUGAAGAAGAACUUUGGUGCGCGUGUGGAAAAGUUACUUGCAUAAGGGUGGAAAUACUAAGGAGAGGAGGAGGAGGAGACGGAGGAAAUAGAAAGGCAUAUCUGCAAGGGUGCGAGAGGAAUCGUUUGCAGUGGAGGGCCUGGCUGCUUACUGGGGCGACGUUGUUCAUCAGCACCGCGUCAAUGCAAUAUUUAUGAACUACGGACUGCAUUCGGUCGCCGACAGGACGAGGAUGGUGUCCCACCUGAUUCCGGUUGCCGGGGAGCUGCAACAGGGCGGCGGGAAUUUGGGAGGCGCUGGUCUCAGCGCGAGUGUUCUGCACGGCCAGGAAUCCCCGCACUCUCUCAAGAUAAAGCAGGAACCCUUCCAGUUGUCUCCCACCUCGGCGCUUCCGCCGCUUCACCAAGUGAACAGUUUCGUGUCGGAUUUGGCAAGCGGUUGCAUGGGAAGUUCGGGCAAAGAGGUCGAUUCUUCGGGGUCGAGUUUGUCCCGUACGUUGCCGGGGCUUCAGAGCCACCACCACCACCACCACACCGGGAGUCACAAUCUGCACCACGGGCAUCACGUGCACCACCAUAACCACCACCAUCACACCAACAGCCAGCACAACCAUUCGAGCCCGACGUCGGGGGCGGUUGCGAUGCACUCGAGCCAUCAUCACCUCGACGAGAAGGGCUCUUCGCCCACCGGGGCCAUGCUCAGCUCGACGAACAGCAACGUAUCGACGCCCAGCGCGCCCUCGACCCCGACGACGGGAUCCGAAGCCUCCCUGACGGUCUCGGGGUCGAACGGAUCCGCCUCAGGUACCAGCACGAAGCCCCCCUUCAGCUACGUCGCCCUUAUCGCCAUGGCCAUUCAGCACAGCGCUCACAAACGCGCGACGCUCAGCGAGAUUUACGCCUACAUUACAGCCAAGUUUCCGUACUUUGAGAAAAACAAGAAGGGCUGGCAGAACUCCAUUCGGCACAAUCUGUCACUCAACGAGUGUUUCGUAAAGGUACCAAGGGAGGGCGGUGGCGAAAGGAAAGGAAACUAUUGGACCCUGGAUCCUCAGUACGAAGACAUGUUCGAGAACGGGAAUUACCGACGGCGACGAAGAAUGAAGCGACCCUACCGUAGCGCACCCUACCAUAAAACCCUUUUUGGCGAACCCUUCGCACCUACUCACGUUCACGUUGGAGAUGCAACGCGAAAUCUUUUCGCUCAUCCUCCCCCUUCGUAUCCACCAGCCUACACGCGUUACGAUCCAAGUGCUGCGUGGGGUCUGCAACAACCUCAGCUAUCGUAUUCCCCCUGCCAGGCGCUUCAGCCGCAACUGCAGCCAGUCCAAUCAAUGCAGAUAUCGACGAUGAACGGAUACAGCCAGCUUAGUUCCUCCCUGAAUAUCCUCGAAGGUAAUUACCUGGAUGUUCCAGGCGCCGGGACAAAUUCUCCAUCAUCCGUUGGAGGUGGUUCAUUCGGCAGUAGCUUCACCGCUUGCGUCAGGAGGCACGACACGGGGAUGACCUCCAACCCCAUGUCCACCAGAUAUCCUCCCUAUUGGCCGGAUGUAGUCUGUGUCAAGGAGGAGCCUGGCAGUACAACGGGGACGUCUAGCGGCGUCGGGACGGUCGGCGUCGGCGGAAGCAUGGUGGGAUCGUCGACGUCGUCGAGCGUCUCCUCCUCGGGAUUUACCGGGGUCGACUUCCCGUCCCGUCAAAAGUGUUUCAUGUGAACUUGUAGACCCCAACGUAACCACUAUACAUGUAAGUCAUAACGUAAGAAAUAGAUAUCACUAAUGCACAUGCACUUCGUCCGUAUUGUAAUAAGUUGUAGGAUAGUUAGUAUGGCCUGCAGAUGAGAAAAGGUCCUUUAAAUCAUGUCUGCCUGUGGCACUGCGUUUGCUCUUCCUGAAGUGCGCGUCUUCGCAUCCCUGAGUCGGUGCCCGGUGAGUCUACAUCAUUGAACAUUUAUCGGAAAAUUUGUGUUCUCAUUUCCUAUAAACGUAAUCAACAGAUCCGUUUCAUUCGAAGAAAAGUUUCUUGGUCAGUUUCGACACGGUUAGGUCCAAACGAAUUGUCUUCCAUCUAUACAUAAGUUCUACUAUUCCAAAGAACCAAGAGGCGUGACACCUAUGUUUUAUCAAAAGUAAAAAAGACUCGAGGGAUAAUUUCAAGUUUUUGGCCAAUCAGGUGUUGAGAAGAUGCGACUCGCCCGUGGUCAUCCUGUUACGUGUAAUGUGUGUAUAUUUAUUGUAUAUGAAUGUAUAAUAUUUGAGCAGUAGAAUGGGUUUGAUACUGAGGAUCGUCGGGUAUCAGUGUUGUUAUGGAGAAGGAAGGCUAAUUACCUAACAUCAAAUAAAAAUCAGUGAAUUUCACCUUGGCUGAUUUCAUAUCUCGUAUAUAUCCGACGUAUCCCGAAUAGAAAACUGUUAGAUUAACGAUAAGUUGGAGUAUAAAUGUAAAUUUAUAGAAUAUAAUACGUCAUUCACAUCGUAAUCGUUUCAAUCACACUGAGAUAUCGAUGUUGUUAUACGUGAUGUAACGUAAUAUCAAAGAUACUGCACAUGACGACGCAGCUGGAAUGAUCGUUAACGUUAAAUUAAGUUGAAAUCGUUAGUAUAUAAGGGUUAACAUUAGUAAAACCUAACACAAUCAUCUAUGUUAUCGUUAUAGACGCGUCCGUUAAACGCAUGCUAGGAAAUGUUUCUUGUCUUCAUUCAUCGUUUAAAUAGUUAUUAUUGUCUGCGUCAGAUGCAGUUACUUACAAACAUUCAACAUAACGAACAUAUAGAAAAAAAUUAAACAUUUUUCAUACGACAUGUAAUAUCGCAACCGCCAGCCAUUUAUAAAUUAGCGAUAAGGGUAUACAAUAAAGUUCAGAUUAUUUAUCGUGAA
Molecule: messenger RNA, 4001 nt
Organism: Neodiprion virginianus
Lineage: Eukaryota; Metazoa; Arthropoda; Insecta; Hymenoptera; Diprionidae
Product: forkhead box protein D1-like
Exons: 9
Coding region: 1319-2839 (506 amino acids)
Biological process (GO): anatomical structure morphogenesis; regulation of transcription by RNA polymerase II; cell differentiation
Molecular function (GO): DNA-binding transcription factor activity, RNA polymerase II-specific; RNA polymerase II cis-regulatory region sequence-specific DNA binding
Source: RefSeq, a predicted model, not a curated record